Messenger RNA from Nymphaea colorata (pocket water lily), 1236 nucleotides. RefSeq lists its product as uncharacterized. Bases 223 to 1152 code for a protein of 309 amino acids. Gene Ontology annotation, cellular component: intracellular membrane-bounded organelle. Gene Ontology annotation, molecular function: palmitoyl hydrolase activity; thiolester hydrolase activity. The record is from RefSeq and is a predicted model, not a curated record. The transcript has 12 exons. NCBI's taxonomy places the organism in Eukaryota, Viridiplantae, Streptophyta, Magnoliopsida, Nymphaeales, Nymphaeaceae.
CUGUAGGCUGGAGCACCUAACAGUCGUGGCUUCGCCCGAGCAGGAGCGACUCCAUCGUCUUCCCGUCUCUCCCGCAUAUCGAACAAGAAGGCGAUUCUCGGUUCGGCAUCUAGGACGCAUAAUAAGUCCUAGAAAUCCCAACGCAGAGAGGGAGAGAGAGAGAGAGACAGAGAGAGAGAGAGAGUGAGUUCCCAGGGAAUCUCUUACUUCGUCCCGCCAUCGAUGCCUGCUUCAGCCAAACCCGUCCUCACCUCCUUCGUCUUCCUCCUCGUCCAGACCGCUUCUUGCCUCCCUUUCAUCGUAUUGCAUGGCAUUGGAGAUCAAUGCUCCAAUCGAGGGAUCACACAGUUCACCAAGCUAUUGGGCAACUGGUCUGGCAAUGAUGGCUAUUGCAUAGAGGUUGGAGAUGGAACAUGGGAUUCUUGGGUUUUGCCACUUCAAGAGCAGACAGAAAUUGUUUGUCAGAAGGUGAAAGAAAUGACAGAGCUGGCUGGGGGUUACAACAUUGUUGGCCUUUCGCAGGGGAACUUGAUCGGUAGAGGUGUUAUCGAGUUUUGUGAUGGUGGGCCACCUGUUAACAAUUUCAUCUCACUUGCUGGUCCGCAUGCUGGCAUAGCCAAUGUGCCAUUUUGUGAAUCUGGGUUGAUAUGCUUGCUUGUUGACAGUCUCCUUAAAAUGGAGGUGUAUUCAGACUACAUCCAGGAACACUUGGCUCCAAGUAAUUACAUCAAGAUUCCAACUGACAUUCCUGCCUAUUUAAAAGACUGCAAGUUUCUCCCAGCUCUGAACAAUGAACCGCCUUAUGAGAACACCACUUUUAAAGAGAGGUUCAGUAGCUUGAAUCGUCUAGUUCUUAUCAUGUUUGAGCAAGACAAUGUCCUCGUUCCACGGGAAACCUCCUGGUUUGGAUAUUAUCCGGAUGGAUCCUUCAGUGAAAUUUUGCCUCCUCAGCAGACGAACCUCUACACUGAAGACUGGAUAGGUCUCAAAACUUUGGAUGAAGCUGGCAAAGUGGAAUUUGUUAGUGUUCCAGGUGGGCAUCUUGCAAUCUCAAAAAGUGACAUGCGCAAGCAUGUGGUUCCGUACCUCAAAGAGAACUCAACUGCAAUAUUCCAAAAAAAGAAUAUUCUAGAGCAAGUGUCAUCAUUGUAAAGUUGUUCACAUGCAUGAUAAAUGAAGCAUUGAUAUUGUAUGGAUCUCUGUGCAUCAAGAAUGAAUGAUCACUUCUUUGUUUAA